Molecule: messenger RNA, 1644 nt
Organism: Salvia splendens (bonfire salvia)
Lineage: Eukaryota; Viridiplantae; Streptophyta; Magnoliopsida; Lamiales; Lamiaceae
Exons: 2
Coding region: 1-1644 (547 amino acids)
Molecular function (GO): nucleic acid binding
Source: RefSeq, a predicted model, not a curated record
AUGGUACGGGAUGGUAUUGUGCUUGGGCACAAAAUAUCUACUGCAGGACUAGAAGUUGAUAGAGCCAAGAUCGUGGCGAUUGAGCAGAUGCCGCCACCGUCUAGUGAGAAAGCUGUGAGGAGUUUCUUGGGGCACGCGGGGUUUUAUCGUCGAUUCAUUAAGGAUUUCUCUCAGAUAGCCCGCCCCCUUUCCAAUUUGCUAGCCAAGGAUGUCAAGUUCAACUUCUCUGCAGAAUGUCUGCAAGCCUUUGAAAUUUUGAAGAAAGCGUUGGUGAGUGCUCCUGUACCUAUAGCUCCAGAUUGGUCACAGCCUUUCGAGAUUAUGUGCGAUGCCAGUGACGUGGCUGUAGGUUCAGCAUUGGGGCAGAAGAGGGAUAAAGUGUUCAGAGUGAUCUACUAUGCGAGCCGGACUCUAGAUCCGGCUCAGCCAAAUUACACCACCACGGAGAAGGAGAUGUUGGCUGUGGUAUAUUCCUUUGACAAGUUUCGCCCGUACCUCAUUGGAGCAAAGACAAUUGUUUUUACAGAUCAUGCCGCCAUUCGCUAUUUGUUUGCUAAGGUGGAUGCCAAGCCUCGAUUAAUUCGUUGGGUUCUUUUGCUACAAGAAUUUGACUUGGAGAUUCGGGACAGAAAGGGGUGUGAGAAUGUGGUAGCCGAUCACUUAUCUAGAUUGGAGCACUGUUUUGAAGGGGAGAACUUGAAGAAGCCUAUCAAUGAGGAGUUCCCUGAUGAGCAUCUCUUCUAUGCUCAGAGCUCCGUACCAUGGUUUGCAGAUAUUGUGAACUUUCUAGUAGCCAAGGUGGUUCCAGAGGGCCUCAACAAGCAUCAAAUGAGGAAGUUCUUUCAUGAUGUCAAGUUCUAUUUUUGGGAUGAGCCGUUCCUAUUUAGAAGAUGUGCGGAUAUGGUGAUUAGGAGAUGCACUCCCAAUGAGCAAUGGGAAGCGGUGAUCAGAAACUGUCACUCAAGUCCUAGUGGAGGACAUUUUGGAGCUAAUCGGACGGCGAUGAAACACCGAAUCACUUCCCCAUAUCACCCUCAAGCCAAUGGUCAAACUGAAUUGGCCAAUCGAGAGAUCAAAGGUAUCUUGGAGAAGACGGUGAAUGCGAAUAGAAAGGACUGGGCUUUGAAGCUCGAUGAUGCAUUGUGGGCGUAUAGAACGGCGUAUAAAACACCAAUCGGCAUGUCACCCUACCAAUUGGUGUUUGGGAAAUCCUGUCAUCUUCCUGUGGAGCUUGAGCACAAAUCAUAUUGGGCAGUGAAGCAGUUAAAUGCCGACUACUACAAGGCGGGAAAGGAAAGACAAUCUUAUCUGAAUUUGCUCGAUGAAUUCCGGAAUGAGGCGUUCGAAAAUUCCGCCAUCUACAAGGAGCGCCUCAAAACUUAUCAUGAUAAGAUGAUCGACAAGCGGGAGUUCUUCCCAGGAGAUUUGGUGUUGUUAUUCAAUGCUCGGAUGAAGCUCUUCCCCGGAAAGCUUAAGUCGAGGUGGUUCGGCCCCUUCAAAGUUAGAACUGUGAUGAAGAAUGGAGCUUUAGAACUUGAAGCUGAUGAUGGGAGGGUGUUCACGGCCAAUGGUCAGAAUGUGAAGACGUUUCAUACUAUGGAGCAGAAGGAAGAAGUGUUCCAACUCUCCUUGGAGCCCCAGUAA